This is a messenger RNA of Juglans microcarpa x Juglans regia, 1671 nucleotides long. RefSeq lists its product as uncharacterized. The record is from RefSeq and is a predicted model, not a curated record. Bases 1 to 1671 code for a protein of 556 amino acids. The transcript has 2 exons. Lineage: Eukaryota; Viridiplantae; Streptophyta; Magnoliopsida; Fagales; Juglandaceae.
AUGCGGUAUCCUGCUGAUUCAGAGGCUUGGAUAACAUUUGAUGAAGAACAUAGGUGGUUUGCUGAGGAUGCUCGCAAUGUACGACUGGGUCUAGCAAGUGAUGGUUUCAACCCUUUCAAUAAUAUGGCUAAACCUUACAGUAUAUGGCCAGUGAUCCUCGUUCCGUAUAACUUUCCGCUGUGGUUAUGCAUGAAAGAGGCAUUCUUUAUGACAUCACUCAUUAUUCCUGGGCCAAAAUCACCGAGGAAUGAAAUAGAAGUGUACAUGCAGCCAUUGGUAGAUGAAUUGAGUAAUCUUUGGGAAAAUGGGGUUGCGACAUAUGAUCCCUUUAGUGAAGAAACAUUUAUGCUACAUGCUGCUCUAUUGUGGACAAUCAAUGACUUCCCUGCAUAUGAAAUCAUACAUAUAUGGGGCAUCGUCGAUUCUUACCACUGGAUCACACAUGGAGGAAAAAAAAAAAGCAUUUUCAAUGGUAAAGAAGAUCACUGCACACCUCCAACUUUGUUAACAGGACCAGAGUUACUCGGUCAACUAACUUGUAUUGGACAUGUGUCGUUUGGGAAGUGCUCAAAGAAGCGCAAACACACUCCUGAAGAGUUGAAUUGGACAAAAAAGAGCAUUUUCUUCAAUUUGCCAUAUUGGUCCACACUUAAGUUUCAACAUAAUCUAGACGUUAUGCAUAUCGAGAAAAGCAUUUGCAAUAGCAUCUUGGGCAUGUUGAUGAACAUUCCUGGAAAAAGUAAAGAUAAUAUCAAUGCACGUCGUGACCUCUCCAACUUGGGUAUAAGAAAAGAAUUACAUUUGAUACAUGAUGGUGAUCGAUGUACAAUGCCACCUGCUACCUUCGCAUUACAUGGAGAUGAGAGGAAAAGUUUUUGUGAGUGGUUGUCGGCUGUGAAAUUUCCUGAUGGGUUCGCUGCCAAUAUUUCUCAUUGUGUUUCUAUGUGGGAUUGCAAAAUUUCCAGUUUCAAGAAUCAUGAUUGUCAUGUUUUCAUGCAAAGACUACUUCCUGCUGCAGUGGGUGGGUAUUUAAGAAAGGAUAUUAGCUUGACCUUGAUUGAAUUUAGCAACUUCUUCAGAGAAUUAUGUGCGCAAACACUUGAUCGGAACCUAUUGAAGCAGCCUGACAGUGAUAUCGUCAACAUUCUAUACAAGUUGGAGAUGAUUUUCCCCCCUUCGUUCUUCGAUGUUAUGGUCCACCUAGCAGUUCAUUUACCUCGUGAGGCUUUGCUUGGGGACUCAAUUCAAUAUAGGUGGAUGUACCCUUUUGAGAGGUACCUUAGCAAGUUCAAACGGUAUGUGAAGAAUAAAGCUCACCCAGAAGGAUCAAUAGCGGAAGCGUAUAUUCAUGUAGAAUACUUAAUAUUUUGCUCGAUGUAUCUCUAUGAUAUUGAGACGAGGUUCAAUCGGGAAGACCGAAACAUUGAUGGGUUACCAGAUGAUGAGGGCCGAGACGAGUUCUCAGUUUUCACACAGAAAUUUUGUCCCUUGGGUAUUUCAACUCAACUUCAAUUAGAUGAUAAAUUGUUCAAGUCAGCACGCUGGUACGUCCUCAACAACUGUACUGAGAUUGCAACCUACCUAGAGUAUGGCUUAAUUCUUUAUGUUGUCCGAUUACUAAUAAUGUUUCCUAUGAACUCAUUAUUGCUAGUUGGGAAUAGCUUUUAUUAG